GUUCCGUCGUUCCGCAUAGCGGCGCGGGGUUUCUUCGUCGUUCUUUCCGGUUUGACGGAAAGACGACAGAAACUCGAGCUCAUCUGCGGAAGCGAUAGCGCUGGCUAUAAUACCAUAUCCUCAGUAGUCUCUACUUUCUUGGAUGUUGGCUGGUUGCUCUAUCUACUGUUUCUGGAAGAUAAGCUUUCGGAAGAAGUUCCGUGUCGCGGAGAGAAGUGCUGUUGAGCAUGUCGGACGUCCCUCCAGAUGCCGGGAAUGAGCUCGCACUAGAGCUCGCUCUCGAACGGAUCUCGAGAGUACGCGAUCUCGUCAGGUGCUCGACGGUGAGCAAAUCGUGGGCUGACGCCGUCGCGCGGACUGUUCUACGCAUUAAUGUGGAUUGUACCAGCGGAGGCAUUUUCGGUCCUGCCUGCAUUCCCGACGAAAGUGAUAAUGACGGGGAGUGCAGUGACGAGUACAAGGGCGAUGGGCUCACGUACGGGAGCUUUCUUAAGGCCGUUCGCGUGUUCCCCCAGCUGACGUCACUCACGGUCACCAGCAUCCAGCAAGCAUUCGGCGACGCGUUUCUGAAAACCCUAGCCUCCUCCUGCGCUGUUCUCGAAAUCCUGGACCUCUCCUGCAUGUGCUAUGGCGAAGGCGACGACGAGAUUACCAGGUCCGGGCUGAAUUCGCUGUUCGCCGGGUGCCCCCAGCUGAAACGGCUGUCGUUUCAUCUCGGCCACGUCAGCGCCAAGCGGAAGAUCUCGAACGUACUGACAACCACUUGCAGCGCUUCGAGCCAUCCUCGUCAUCAUCACGAUGACGUGGCGUGGAGCGAGUCCGCGCUCUUGAUUCCGUCCUCUAUCACGCUGCUGCCUGCUCUGGAGGUUUUGGAGAUCACAACUGACCGCUGCUUGGUCCUUGGACGGAUUUAUGACCCCCCAACCGGAAAUACGGCCAGUCAGAUUCGGCCAGGAUGAUUGAUCAUCUCACGGUUGACUCUCCUACAGAUUCUUCGCCAAGCUUGCAACGCUUCCUCCCUCCCUCCCUCAUCCAGCUUCAAUUGUUGUCGUCUCACCACAUCGUCCUUCCUGGCAUCUCCACCCAUCAUUCAAGUAAACGUUCUGACAAUCCAAACCAGCCUAGUACUACUGCUCUCCAUUCAAUGUCACCCUCUCUUCCCCAACAUAACCCACCGUCUCUGUGGGCUGGACUCAAAUCUGUGAGACUCGGCGUUUGUUGUGACGGUUUGGUUCCAGCGCUUGCUCCGCUCUUCAGACAGGAGCUGACGUCACUGAGCCUUUCAGCCAACCAUGCGACCAGAUGUAACAUUCGGAGCCACGCUGGUGGUUACCCUACUCCUAUUGCUGCUGCAGCUGAUGCGUCUGGUGGAAUUCAAGCUUCAAGCAGCAAGUUUGGUUUUCUUAAGGAGCAGUCUUGCAGCAGAGUGGUGCUUCCGACCAAACAGAGCAUUUCAGGAUUCCGCAUCAUUCAAGCGGAGACAGAAAUAGACUCCCUCAUUUCCAUGCAUCCUUCUCCCACAUUCUCUUUCACUGCACUCUCUUCCUCAUUCUCUUCCGCUUAUUCCCGUCUCCUCUCACUUCACCUGGAUCAGUGCCCCGACCCCGCUCUCCCUCCCUCUUUCCUCCCCUCUCUCACUCGCCUGACUGCCCUUUCCUUCUCCCACUGCCGCCAUUUGAAAGCCCUGCCGCCUACCAUCAACCUCCUCUCCGCCCUCACAUCCCUUCACAUGCACUCCUGCCAUGCUGUGGACUCCCUCCCCCCUGAAGCCCUCUGUCUGCCGGCACUCAGGUCCCUGCGUCUCACCAACUGCAGGAGACUGGAAAGUGUCGGAAAAGAUAGUGGAAGUGUGGGGAAUGUGGGGGUUGCUGGUGGGAGUGGUGACGGCUGCAGCAGCCCGCUUGCAAUACAGGAGGUGACGUUGCGGGGAUGUGUGGGUUGCGGUAUGUCAAUUGGGAGCUUUUAUUGUGGAAGACUCUGCAGGGUUUGGCGGAAGUGAUGGUUGAUGUGAAUGUGGAAGGAUGCCUGGAGUUGAGGGGCAUGGAGAAUGUCAUGCGUAUGCUGGGGAAGACUUUUGGUAGUACGCUUUUUCUUAGAGAUGGAUCAACUUGGAACUCCAAGGUAAGACCUUCGUGCCAAAGCCCAGCCGGCGAGGCAUUUGGUGGUGGGAAUAGAUGCGUUAUGAUCCAGAUGUAAAUGAUGUAUGAAAUGGAGGGUUGUGUCAUGUUGGUUCUGCAAG
Messenger RNA from Closterium sp. NIES-67, 2239 nucleotides. The record is from the annotation of a GenBank genome assembly. NCBI's taxonomy places the organism in Eukaryota, Viridiplantae, Streptophyta, Zygnematophyceae, Desmidiales, Closteriaceae.